Messenger RNA from Suillus clintonianus, 201 nucleotides. RefSeq lists its product as uncharacterized. The transcript has a single exon. The record is from RefSeq and is a predicted model, not a curated record. The annotation marks the transcript as partial. Lineage: Eukaryota; Fungi; Basidiomycota; Agaricomycetes; Boletales; Suillaceae. Gene Ontology annotation, molecular function: protein binding.
AUGCAUAAAGCUCUACUUGUUUCGGAAGUUCUCGUGGAGAUAUUCUCCCAUUUGACCGAAUCGAUGACAUUCGAUUCAUCAAUCAUCAGGGUGUCCCGGAAAUCCCUUGCAGCGCUUGCAAGGACAUGCAAAACCUUGCACGAACCCGCGAUGGAUUUGCUUUGGGCCGAGUUGGAUGGGAUAGAUCCACUGCUAGGUUGU